UUCAGGAGGAAUUGUAAUUUUACAACGAUUUAGAGAAAAUCAAAUAUUUUCUUCCUUCAAAUGAAAAACCCUGCAAAGCAAAUUCAUUCAUCUCAAUUUAAGAAGAAAUUGGGGGAUUAAGACGGAGCCUCGAUUCAAAUUUGGUGAGUAUGGGAAUAUAAUUUCGUUAUAGCAUAUCGGGGGCAAACACAAGGCAUUGGAGGACCAGUCGUGGACCCUCUCUCAUUCAACAAGUGUCACUCCAGCUUCAGUGUUGUGGCAGCGGCGGAGCACCAGACGCUAUAACCCGUUUCUUGGUUUCUUCUCCGAUUAUCAUUUAGGGUUGUUCGUAGGACUUUCUCUCUUCUACAGAUUUCUUAAACUGCUGUUAUUUUCAAGCCUCAAGGUAGUCUUGGGGAACAAGACAUUGAAAAAAAUGGUGUCUGCAAAUGUCUCUGGGGACCUGUCAUCAGAGAUGGAGGUGGAUGCUUUCAGACGCCUCUUCCCUCUUCGCUAUCAUGAACGCUUUCUCCUUGAUUCCAUACGCCCUGAUGCCAGGCCACUUGGAAGAGCUAGAGAUACAAGCCUUGCCCUUGGGGCUGUUGCUUCUGCUGAUGGAUCAGCACUAGCAAAGAUUGGUUGCACUACCAUGUUGGCUGCUGUUAAGAUGGAGGUCAUGACACCACCCAAGGAGUCACCUGAUGAAGGCUUGAUCGCUAUAGAAUUCUACAUGCCUCCAAUUUGUUCUCCACUUGUCAGGCCUGGCAGGCCAGCUGAGGAAGCUCCAGUUGUUUCAAAGCAAUUAUCUGACACUAUUUUAAGUUCUGGCAUGAUUAAUUUGAAAGAAUUAUCCUUGGUCAGUGGAAAAGCUGCUUGGAUGGCCUACCUGGACAUAUACUGUUUGGAUGCAGAUGGUUCUCUGUUUGAUGCUGCUUUACUUGCAGCAGUGGCUGCCUUCUCUCACUUGCGGAUCCCAGUAGUUUCUCUGAAUGAGGAGGGAAGAGUAGUAGUUGUUUCUGAGGAAAAUGAGGAAGGGAAGUCAGAGAAGGAGCCAGUCAAUAAAGGGAAGAGGAAGCUCAUGCUGAGUAGCUUGCCAUUCUCAUUGACUUGCAUACUUCACAAGAAUUACAUCCUGGCAGACCCCACCGCAGAGGAAGAGUCUAUCAUGGAAACUCUUGUAACUGUGAUUUUGGAUUCAUCUGGUCAGCUUGUAUCACUUUACAAGCCAGGCGGACCAGUUCUUGCCUAUGCAUCAGCUGUGCAGGACUGCAUCGCACUAACAAGGCAAAGAGUGAAGGAGCUUAAGAGUAUUCUGAAUGAAGCCAUUUCUGAUAUGGAGGUUGAUUAGGUUCUCUGUCUAUCUUAAAGAGGAAGCUUUCCCAUUAAUCGGCACAUUUAGUAAGUAGCUGUUCUGUUGUUAAGUCAUGUUUGUUCUUUUCGUCUUCCUUCAGUGGUGAUACGUGGAGAAAGAUCCAUGGUAGGUGUUGCCAAUGUGGUCAAUUUUGGUUGUGUAUGUGGGCGACUUGGUUCUCGGCAUAUUUAAGGCGGGUCAGAACAUGAUGAUAAGAGAUGGGAUAAAAUACGUGUUUCUAUGUUUUUAAUCCAAUAUUAGACCAUUGCCUUUAUUUGAACUAUAAAUCUCUUUUAAACCUCA
Molecule: messenger RNA, 1633 nt
Organism: Vitis riparia (riverbank grape)
Lineage: Eukaryota; Viridiplantae; Streptophyta; Magnoliopsida; Vitales; Vitaceae
Product: exosome complex component RRP43
Exons: 9
Coding region: 416-1327 (303 amino acids)
Biological process (GO): U5 snRNA 3'-end processing; U1 snRNA 3'-end processing; exonucleolytic trimming to generate mature 3'-end of 5.8S rRNA from tricistronic rRNA transcript (SSU-rRNA, 5.8S rRNA, LSU-rRNA)
Cellular component (GO): nuclear exosome (RNase complex); cytoplasmic exosome (RNase complex)
Source: RefSeq, a predicted model, not a curated record